Molecule: messenger RNA, 1144 nt
Organism: Pantherophis guttatus
Lineage: Eukaryota; Metazoa; Chordata; Lepidosauria; Squamata; Colubridae
Product: C-type lectin domain family 5 member A-like
Source: RefSeq, a predicted model, not a curated record
CCAGAUCUAAGCACCCUGUGGGCCGGAUUUGACAUCCCUGAUCUACUCUGUGAUGCAUGCUACUGUUCUUUGUUUCCCUUUUGCUAUAUCCAUUGCUGUUAGAUACUUCUCCGUACCCUUCUGAGCUCUCCUGGCCUGGUUGAUGCCACCAUGCCCAGAUCCUACUCCUGCCUCUGGCCACCAUAUCUACCAAACCCCAGGAAGCUGUUCUGUCUUCCUUGUGGCCAUCCAUCAUUUCUCUUCUUUUGGUGUUAAUCCUGGUUGCCUAUAAUUUCUCUGAAAGGUUUUUUUCUUUUUUUGUCCCAAAUCUAUCCCCUCCUGGAAUUAGAUUUGGGUACUCCGUUUUGCCCAAGGAAGGAAGAUUCCAAAAGAUUCUCAAGGUGUCAGAAGGCAUUCCAACAUUCAACUUGCAGAUUGCUGGCACUAAAUGUACAGAAGACAAACAGAUGGAAGACAAACAGAUGGAAGGAUGGUACCAUAGAUUAACCAGAAUGAAUUGGCAGCACGUAGCUCCUGGAGUCAUCCUUUUACUAGUCAAGCUCACAGGGACAUCUCUAUUUUUUGUUUUUUUUCCACAGAUCUUUCCCAAGGGGAACAUAUCUCUCUCUACAAAAAAUUCUUCAGUGUGGCCCCCUGCUCCUGAGCAGAUCUCUUCCCUUUCUCCCUUGCAUCCUACUACAGUCAGAAUUCCUUUGAAGAAACCAAGGUGGGAACGAUUCAGAGGGCAUGAUUAUUUGUUUUCUGAAGAGAAAGCUACGUGGCUGAUCAGCCAACUUGAUUGUAAAGAUUGGAAAUCAAACCUUGUGAUCAUCAAUGACACAAAAGAACUGGAAUUUGUUAUUAACAAAACAGCAAUGGCUAAUUAUUUCAUUGGACUCACCUAUUCAGAAUCAACAAAAAAAUGGGAGUGGAUUGAUCACAAAGAGCACAACAUAAACCUCUUUCCAAUUAAAGCAACAAUGGAUAAAGAAUGUGUUGCUAUUGGGGCAGGAGAUGUGAGUCCAGUAUCGUGUUAUGAUGACUACAACUGGGUUUGUGAGAAGACCUAUAGUUAAUUGAUUGAAAGAAACCUCUGCAAGGCUGCCUAGGAGUGAAGACUGAGUAAACAGCAAACCUUGUUGUUUAAUAAAAUAGUUAUAUCCUU